Lithohypha guttulata is the source of this 753-nucleotide messenger RNA. RefSeq lists its product as uncharacterized. Bases 1 to 753 code for a protein of 250 amino acids. Lineage: Eukaryota; Fungi; Ascomycota; Eurotiomycetes; Chaetothyriales; Trichomeriaceae. The record is from RefSeq and is a predicted model, not a curated record. The transcript has a single exon. Gene Ontology annotation, molecular function: acyltransferase activity, transferring groups other than amino-acyl groups.
AUGGCCUCACAAAAUCAACCUCAAGUGCAAGUCGCCGUCAUUGAAUCAGCCGAAGACCUCAAGAUUGGAUUCGACGUCGUAUACCAAUGCUUCGGUAUCCAGGUACCCGACCAGAUACUCCAGGCCCAAAACCCAGGCUGGGACACUCCCGAAGGCAGGGUUCGCGCAACAGAACGAAUGACGACCAGCUUUGAGUCUUCCACGAGCCGAGACAAGCACGGCAGACCGAACAAAAUUUUCCUGAAAGCGACACUACCAGAUCCAGAGUCAGGCACGGAGCGCAUUGUCGGUCUGGCCGUCUGGCUUCAGCUCUCAGUCGUCGAAGGCCACGGUGAGCCACCAGUCGAAGAUCUGAGUAGAGUCAUGGACCUCGAAGCUCUCUACCCAGGCGACACAUCCGAACAAAAUUACCUCUGCGAACUGGAUCGCAACCUUCACAGACAGCGUACAGAGCUAGCGAAAAGUAAAGCUAACGCGUCUCCUCCUGCAGUCAUGGCUCUCGACCUGUGCGUCGUCCACCCAUCGUUCCAGCGAAGAGGCAUCGCGACAAAACUUGUGCAGUGGGGCUUGGACGAGGCGAAACGCAGAGGUGGACUUGAAGCCUGCAUGGAAGCGUCGACCAUGGGAAGGCACGUCUAUGGAAAGAUGGGGUUCCAGCAGGAAGGACCGGAGAUCGAUUAUGGAGUUGAGGGGGCGAAGUUUGCUCAGAGUGGUAUGCCGUCGAAUAUAUUCAUGCGAACUGGAGCGAAUUGA